This is a messenger RNA of Oncorhynchus mykiss (rainbow trout), 1780 nucleotides long. RefSeq names its product S-antigen; retina and pineal gland (arrestin) a (gene saga). NCBI's taxonomy places the organism in Eukaryota, Metazoa, Chordata, Actinopteri, Salmoniformes, Salmonidae. The record is from RefSeq and is a predicted model, not a curated record. Gene Ontology annotation, molecular function: G protein-coupled receptor binding. Gene Ontology annotation, biological process: G protein-coupled receptor internalization; signal transduction. Gene Ontology annotation, cellular component: photoreceptor outer segment; photoreceptor inner segment.
UUGUCUCCUGCUCUAGCAACACAGAUCUCAUACUCAUAGAUUUUCCAGUUUGCCACCAUGAGUCCCAAGAACGUAAUCUUCAAGAAGAUGGCCAAGGACAAGUCGGUUGGAGUAUACAUGGCGAAGAGGGACUUUGUGGAUCGUGUGGACUCUGUCGAGCCAGUGGAUGGUGUCAUACUGGUUGACCCUGAGGUCCUCAAAGGAAAAAAAGCGUUCGUCCAGCUGUCCUGCACGUUCCGGUACGGUCGUGAAGAUAUGGACGUGAUGGGAAUUGCCUUCCGUAGGGAGAUCUACAUAGCCAUCCGUCAGGUGUAUCCGCCCAUACAGGACAGGGAGCAGUCCACACACACCAAGAUGCAGGGCAAACUGCUGCGCAAACUGGGAGACAAUGCCUUCCCUUUCUUUUUCGAGUUCCCUGAUAACCUGCCUUGUUCAGUGGGUUUGCAGCCUGGCCCUAAUGAUUCUGGGAAGCAAUGUGUCGUGGAGUUUGAGGUCAAAGCCUUCAGUGCGGAGAGCCAGGAGGCCAAAGUCCGCAAACGGAGUACCGUGCAUCUGAUGAUCCGGAAGCUGCAGUAUGCCCCGGAGAAUAGCGGGACGGCCCCCUCUGUGAAGACCACCCGUGAGUUUGUCAUGUCCGACAAGCCCCUGCACCUGGAGGCGAGUCUUGACAAGGAGAUCUACUACCAUGGAGAGCCCAUUAAUGUGUGUGUCAACGUCACAAACAGCUCCAACAAGAAUGUGAAGAACAUCAUUGUCUCUGUGGACCAGGUGGCCACUGUGGUGUUGUAUUCCAAUGACAGCUACGUGAGGGCAGUGGCCUUAGAGGAAUCUGGGGAUGCUGUUGCUGCUGGUGCAAGCCUGAAGAAAGUGUACUCCCUCACUCCCCUAUUGGUCUGCAACCGGGAGAGGCGGGGCAUAGCUCUUGAUGGCAAGUUGAAGCAUGAAGACACUAAUCUGGCAUCGUCUAGCAUUGUUAAAGAAGGUGUGCUGAAGGAGGUUCUAGGAAUCCUGGUGUCAUACAGAGUCAUGGUUAAGCUCAUCAUUGGCGGAAUAUUGGGAUCUAGUGAGGUGGGAGUAGAGCUGCCACUCACACUGAUGCACCCAAAACCUGACCUAGUGAGGGAAAGCGAGCUGGAAGAGGAGAUGGUGUUUGAGGAGUUCAAGCGCUCCUACAUGAAGGGGAUGGCCGACGAUGAAGAGGAGGGCAACGUGUCUACAGGAGACGCCGCUUCCUGAGCAGGGCCCCUCGUCGCUGGCCAGGCAGCCUCUGUCACAGCACCCCUUGUGGUUGCCUCCAGUACUCCAUGCAACGAGAAUGGAAAACGGGGAUAGUAUUGAGUAAAAAGUAUAACGAUAGCAGUCAAAACAAUUGUGGUUAGGUGUUUGAGUCACCCUUAGAGGUAGUUUAGAACAUUGCUGGUGGAUAAUUUAUAGUUUAUUCACAGCUUAGGGGGUCUGUAUUUCAGCCUCACCAUCAGUAGACUCUUUCAGCUUUGUAAUCGGCAGGAUUUCACUCACUGUCUUAUGGUCACCGUGAGCACUGGGUAAUGUAACAUCCAUCCCUGUCUUUAAUAAAGAGUUUGGCAGCCAUGUUGUGAGGUGAAUGGUGGCCAUUUUGAGUCAUGUAAAAGAUGCUCUGUUACAUUGACUAUUAUUAGCGUUAUCUAGUAGAUAAAAGUGUAGUGCACUAGAUAACUGGACAUAUAUUUGUGCUUGCAGUGAAGACCAACUGUCUUGUACUUGCGUUAUGGUAUUAAAAGCUAGAGAUGUUCUCACAAAA